CAGGGUCGUUCCUACAAUCCCAAUAGAAACCAAGCAACCCUUCAGUUCAACAGAUAUCUACAAAAUGUGUUUGAAAGCUGACGGCAAGUUGAACACAGAUCUGAUCUGGAGCAAAGCAGCAGAGUUGGGGAUACACCAGUUUAUUCAGGUGACAUUUUAAUAUUCAUAUUCCAUGAACCCAUGAUAUCUCAAACGUGGUGGUCCAGUGUAGGUAGUAUUCUGCAAUAAGCUGCCAUGGUUUGUGUCUGAACUACCUGAAAAAGGUAUCUCAAAUGUGGUGGUCCAGUGUAGGUAGUAUUCUACAAUAAGCUGCCGUGGUUUGUGUCUGAACUACCUGAAAAAGGUAUCUCAAAUGUGGUGGUCCAGUGUAGGUAGUAUUCUACAAUAAGCUGCCGUGGUUUGUGUCUGAACUACUUGAAAAAGAUAUCUCAAAGUGGUGGUCCAGUCAUCCAGUGUAGGUAGUAUUCUACAAUAAGCUGUCGUGUUUGUGUCUGAACUAUCUAAAAAUAUUAAGAUAAAAUAAACAGUCCUCUUUAGCUACACAUGAAUGUAUAUAAUCAUGAUAUUGAAUUUAUUCAGGUUGAGUUUGAAUCUGUGACUGACGUUGCUUGUCUUGAGAAUGAGAAUCUCGUGAAGUACGCGAUAACCAGAGCUCUGCAUCUUCAAGAGAUCUUCAAUUUGGUCGCACAGAAAUACGACAAGAAGAACCUGAAUGUCGUUGAGUUUCCGUAUUACUGGGUGAAAGGAUACAGCUUUUUAUUGAGGUAACACAAUACAUCCAAGAUCUAUAUAAUGAUUGUCAUCUCAACUCGGGCAAUUUUUACGAUUAGCAUUUCUGUAGCUCAACAGGGCAACAUAUCUGUAGAUCAAAUGCGUUUUACACCAAGUAUUACGCUUACCUAACUACAGUACAUAUUAUUAGUCAAGGGCGGAUUUUCAUUUAUUUAAAAGGAGGGGUAGAAAACUUUCGACACCACUCAGUGAGCUACAGCACGGGUUAGGCGUUUGGGUUGAAGCCUUUCACACAAAAUGGUAGGGGUGAAGCAAACUUUUGAUGGGGUUGAACACUUUAUUGGAGGGGUUAGAGAGAUUCUGGGAGGGGUUUAAUCCCCCAGUAAAUCCGCCCAUGUUAUUGGCACUGACGAAGAUCCGGGCUUACGGAUCGAAAGCUUUGCAGUAUAAUAAAUUUACGUGAUGUUUCCACAAACAAAAGUAUUAUUAUAGUACAUACUUAGCCUAGACUAUUUUAUCUUAAAUUGUGAUAUUACUUUCUUAACUGUGUUUAUCCUAACCCACCCUGUCAACUUUCCCUGUGGGAGGGAACCGGAGCACCCUCAUUCUCGUACCCAGAGCCCUUCUUACGCGCGGUGCGACGAGGGGCUCUGGCCAAAUCCAUAACCGGGUACCAUAAAAACAUGGUAAGAAAGCAAUGUUCGGUGUUAGAACUAUGUAGCCAAUCAGAUGCCAGUUCGGAAUAUGGAUUUGGCCAGAGCCCCUCGUCGCACCGCGCGUAAGAAGGGCUCUGGGUACGAGAAUGGAGCACCCUGAGAAAACCCACGACUUUCGGCAGAGCGUUGACUGACUUUUUUCACACGUAUCCGUAGCGAGAAUCCAACCCACGAUCUCAGAGGUGAAGGCGCUUGCUGUGAUGACUGCGCCGCAGGGCUCGAAUUUUAUCGCGGCAAUUGCCGUAGAGGGAGAACAAAAUGCCGUGGAUCAUUGCGGCAACGACGGGAAUUUUUUGCCGUAUAGUGCAAUUUUUAUACUAUUCACUGUGCAUUACUAUUUUGAUACUUGAAUUCAGAUGUUGAUCAAAUCAUGCGUAAAUCACUAUUUUAGUCUCAGUUUUCUUCGAACUAAAAACACUAAAGAAAUACGUAGACAUGUUUCUAGCUUGUCAAAAAUCCAAAGUGACAAUAAAAUUAAAGUUUUAUUACAGUAAUUUGAAAAAUGCCGUGGAAACUGCCAAAAUUGCCGUAGACAGCUGUUACGUUCUACGGCAAUUUUUAACGCCAUUGCCGUCGAUUGAUUUCAGGGAAAUUCGAGGCCUGCUGCGCCACCGAAGGGCGAAGUUCCAUAAGUAUAAUUUAUGAAAUGAAUUAUUGUGGCACAAUCGAUCAAUCACUAAAGAUUUCCCUCACUGACAAAAGCAGUUUUCUUUUUAAGAUGUGCCACGACAGAGUGUGCUGAUAUUCUGAAUAACGAGGCGGAGAGGUCCAUCAAUACGGAAGCAUUGGAACGAAAUCUUGCUUCGUUUGGACUAGAAAGAAAUAUCGUCGCUUCUGAUGGCAACUGUUGUUUUUCAAGCAUUAUCUCACAGUUAUACAAAGUUAAAGCAAGUGAAACUAUGUCCAAAGAAUAUACUGAGUUUAUUACUGAUCUAGGUAAGAUCAGAAUCUGUAUUAGAUCAAGUGUCUGUAUUAGAGAGGUGUCUGUAACAGAGAGGUGUUUGUAUUAGAAAGGUACCUGUAUUAAAGAGGUACCUGUAUUAGAGAGAUGUCUGUAUUAGAGAGGUGUUUGUAUUAGAAAGGUACCUGUAUUAGAGAGGUGUCUGUAUUAGAGAAGUGUCUGUAUUGGAGAGGUACCUGUAUUAGAGAGAUGUCUGUAUUAGAGAGGUGUCUGUAUUAGAGAGGUACUUGUAUUAGAGAGGUGUCUGUAUUAGAGAGGUACCUGUAUUAGAGAGGUGUCCGUAUUAGAGAGGUGUCUGUAUUGGAGAGGUGUCUGUAUUAGAGAGGUGUCUGUAUUAGAGAGGUGUCUGUAUUAGAGAGGUGUCUGCAUUAGAGAGGUGUCUGUAUUAGAGAGGUGUCGGUAUUAGAGAGGUGUCUGUAUUAGAGAGGUGUCUGUAUUAGAGAGGUGUCUGUAUUGGAGAGGUGUCUGUAUUAGAGAGGUGCCUGUAUUAGAGAGGUGUCCGUAUUAGAGAGGUGUCCGUAUUAGAGAGGUGUCCGUAUUAGAGAGGUGUCCGUAUUAAAGAGGUGUCCGUAUUAAAGAGGUAUUGCUAUAAGAGAGAUCUCUGUUUCCAUUUGUUCUAGGUCUGUAUAAAAGUGUAGAAGAAGACAUGAGCACACUUCGAGAGUUAUUUACAAAAGAAGUCUCAAGCAAUCUCGACACGUACAAGAAAUGGAUCAACCUGCCUGACCCUGAAGCACAGCUUGAGAUCGAGCAGUUCUCGAAGCCAGGCUGGUUUAGUUCAGACAUUGGUGAUCUCUGCGUCAUGGUCUGCAGUCGUAUCGUCCAAGCGCCCAUCGUUGUCAUAACAUCGUAUAUUCACGCGCCAUACUUGCCCUUCUUGCCAGAAAAAUUGUCCUCUUCGCAACCGUUAUUCAUUGCGUUUGACCACACUGCUCCAGGACACUACGACUCCACACAAGGUGGGUGACGAGUACCAGUUCUCCUUUAAAAAGUUCUUGCUAGUCUCAAUACAUAUCACAGUUGUUUUGGGUUUGUUUUGCGUUUGUUUUGGCUUUGUUUUGAUGUUGUUCUGGGUUUGUUUUGAGUUUGUUUUGGGGUUAUUUUGAGUUUGUUUUGGGGUUCUUUCGGUGUUGUUUUGAGUUUGUUUCGGGUUUGUUGUGAGGUUGUUUUGGGUUGGGUUUGUUUGGGGGUUGUUUUGGGGGUUGUUUCGAGUUUGUUUUACCUUGUGACAUUCUUGUUAUAUCAUGAAUAUAUUAGAACAACCUUGUAACAUUAGUCUGGUAAUGCCAUCAAGCUUGUUACAAGUUGUCAACAGCUUGUUCCAACAACAACUGGGAACAAGCAGUGCGAACACAACUUUUCUACAGCUUGUGAACAGGGUUGUAAAAACUUAUUUGCAGACCUGUAACAACUUGUGCGUUUUUACGCGUGAAGGCCUAGUUUUCUUUACAUCUUUCUGUAUAUUUCCAGAACUCUUGUUACCAUCCAUGAAGAGUCCUACAGGUUUGAAAUGUUCCUGUGGCAAGGCGAGGAAAGGUGAUAAAGAAUACAGUACAAAAUCAUGCACAGAAACAGAACCUGGGCAAUCCAAGUGUUCUUGUUUCAAACUGGGUCAGCCCUGCGGCAGAUUGUGUCGCUGUAAGGAUUGUUGCAAUCCUUUGAACGAGAGUGAAAGAAAGUUUCGUCCUGCCAGGAAAAACAGAAAGGCAUGUAUGUGCGGCAAUGGAAGAAAGGUACUAUAUUUUGUAAAAUUAUUGUAAUACAAAAAUUUUGUAAUACAAAAAAAUCUCUUAAUAAUUCAUGGGAAAAAAAACUCAAAAGAAAUCAAUGUUUAACGUGAGCUGUUAACGUUGUAUCCACAUUUACAAAAUUCUCCAUGAACUUUUCCUUCGAUUUUCUCAAGUAAAAUCACUUUGAAUAAUUUCUGAUCUUGAUAAUUUUCUUGCAGGAAAGUGAUGGUGAGUUCGUCUCGUGUAAAGACAAAGAUAGUCGUAAAUCCAAGUGUCCGUGUUUACGAGACAACGUCGGUUGCACGAGUGACUGUCGUUGUCGUCAUUGCGGCAACAUCUAUAACUCUCCUGAUGAUCUCCCUGGCAAGAGGCAGCCUGAAGACGAACCAGCCGCAUUUAAAGGGAAAGCGAAACGCAGACGAAGCAACCCGCAGGUUAGAUCAUCAUAAUCUACACACGUAAAAACGUACAAGUCACAAGCUUUCAACAACUUACAGGUCUGCAAACAGGUCUGUUUGUUACAGGUCUGUUUGUUACAGGUCUGUAAAAAAGUUGUUACAAAUCUGUUCACAAGUUGUCGACAAGUUGUGUUCGCACUGCUUGUUCCCAGUUUGUUGUAACAAGUUUGGAACAAGCUGUUAACAACUUGUAACAAGCUUGAUGGCAUUAUCAGGCUUGUUACAAGGUUUUCCUAACAAGUCUGAUACAGUCAUAAUAUAACAAGAAUGUUACAAGGUUGACGACACAAGGUUGUAACAAUAUUGUUAUAUCAUGACUGUGUCGGACUUUACUUUGGGGUUAGGGGGGUGGGGGUUAGAGGUUGGGGUGGGGGUUAGGGUUAACAACCCAAUAACUUACUGCUAAUAACGGUUGAUAAUUACAAUACUAUAUUGUUGAUAACGCAAGGAGCGGCUGGCAUUCGAGACUCGAUCUGAAAUGGCUUAUAUCUCUAAAAACAGCAGCAGAAGUUAUUUUUGUCUGAACGAAACUACUUUUCUUUAGUCUUACAAGCGAAUCAAAGGAGCGGUGUUUGCGUCCAACCAAGAUGGCGAGCUCUCCUCGGGGAUCUGGACCGAGCUUGAAACCAUCAUGCUUGUCGUCAUUCAGGAAAUCUUGUUUCUAACUGACCUGCCUUCUGAGCCUGCAAACAUCACGUCGCUGUACCAGUUUAUCGCGGCUUCGGAAUUUGUCACUGAAAUUAAACUUCCUAUUGUGAAGAAGGAAGCUGUGGAAGUUCAAGCUAAGCUCGAGGAAAUGGUUGCCAAGCAACAGCUGAUGUUAGCAGGAUUGAAUCCGCAAACAUUGACUGUCAGCGAAGUUGAGAUGGCGACCGUGUGACAUUGUUUUACACCUUACUACAUUUGAGAACUUUUUAUCUUUUAAUAACCAUGGUCCAUGUUAAAUGGUUACUUGUUCACACGCGAUGUCACUCGCAUCACAUUCUAUAUUCAUACGGAAUUUUAUCUGUUUGUAAAUGUACCUGAUUAAUAAUAGUGUUGGGCAAUUAUUGAUAUUAUCGAUUCCUUCUGCCAUAUCGUAUUGAAGGCAGAAACGAUAUAUCGUAAUUAUCGUGAUUAUCGUGAUAUUGCAUCGCAUGUGUACAUAGCUUUCUUAAAAGCCGAAAACAAUUCUUUUAAUCGUUGGAAAUAUACUUCUUAGAAAAUUUGAAUUUGUUUCUGUUUUAAUUAAUGUUCUUUACAUUAAUUAAAAAUGAAACUAUGUGGUUAUUGUUUUUAUUAUGUAUUACAUCCGUCUACCUAAAAUCUCAAUGUUUACGGGUAUAUCACACGAAUUUUACGCACAUGUAUUAAAUUGCAAUUACAUUUGUAGCCUAUUAGACUCCUAUUAGAAAGAACUUUUCAAAUUAUUCAGCAUAACAUUCUUGCAGGGAUAUGUAUAUUUUAUCGUGUCAAUUGUGAAUUAUACAGUAUAAGUUGGUG
Molecule: messenger RNA, 6079 nt
Organism: Paramuricea clavata
Lineage: Eukaryota; Metazoa; Cnidaria; Anthozoa; Malacalcyonacea; Plexauridae
Source: the annotation of a GenBank genome assembly